UAUAAAGCACAGAGGAUGUGAGUGUUGCAUUGCUGGUGCUGAGGAACUGUUCCCAGAUUCACAAGAGGCCACUGUCCCACCUGCAGCCGUCACUCCUGCUUUUGUAUAAUUCCUUAUAUAAUCUAUAAAUUUGGGGCUCUGCAGCAAACUUUGCAUUAACUGGGGGGAGGGGGGUGAAUUAGAAGAGAUUCAGCCUGAUGUGAUUGUGCCAUACGAGGACAAGCGGGGAACCUAUAACAGAAACAUCCUCACGUAACCGUGAUGUCAGAUUAUUCAUCAUGCUCAUCGAUACUCCCUCCAGACGGAGCAGCUGCCCCACUCCCUGCGCCCACAUGCAACAGACGGCUCCUGUUCUGCAGGGGGGACGCUGGCUGUCCCGCUCGGAGCUGCAGAGGCUGAUGAUGAGUACGAUUUGGCUGGGAGGAAAGGCAUUCCCGUAGCACACCUGAGCUGAUUUGGAGCGGUGGGCGCGCGCGCGCGGCGCAUCGUUUUAGAGGCUGCGUUCCGUCUUCGUGGGAUCCAGAGAUGACGCCCCGUCUGCUGGGCGGCGGGACAACCAGGACCUUUCUGUCAGGAUGCUUGAUUUCAGCUUGCCAAGCCCUGCAAAGCUGCGGGGACGUCCAGUGCGUCGAUGGCCAGCAGUGCUGUCCGCCCACCGUCUCCGGUAACGGCAGCGCCACCUCCGCGGUGCGCUGCUGCAAGCUGCCCAUCCACGUCUUCUUCGACAACGUCGGCUGGUUCACGCGGAAGCUGUCGGGCAUCCUGAUCCUGCUGCUGCUCUUUGCCAUGGGCUACUUCAUCCAGAGGAUCAUCUGCCCCCGGCCCCGCCGACCCCAGAACCACGACCACAGCGAGGAGCCCUCCCUCUUCCACGGCCACACAUCCGCGUCCCAGGAUUUCCUUUUGGACCGGUACCCCGAAUGCAACCUGGGGGACUUCGCCUCCCCGAACCUGCCAGCCUACGACGAGGUGAAAUACCUGCCCUCGUAUGAGGAGAGCAUGCAGGAGAUGCACAGAGACCGGUCCGAUGACCAUCUGCUGUUGGACAGCGAGAGGGGCGGAGAGGGCAGGGGGAGCAGAACCGGACCGAGGUCCGGACAGCCGACACCGGAUCUGCUGGAGGAGACAGGACCACAGCAAAGCCCAAGGACAGCUCGGAACUCCGUCUGAAGCUGGACACAAACUGAGACAACAGUAUUACUCACUCAUCACCAUCAGGGGACGUUUGCAGAUUCACAAACUCAAGUGCAAUUAUAAUAAUCCUGAAUGUUCGGAAUAAAAGAGGAGGCUGAGAGAGAUUGUGAGAUUAUA
Messenger RNA from Nothobranchius furzeri (turquoise killifish), 1311 nucleotides. RefSeq lists its product as uncharacterized. NCBI's taxonomy places the organism in Eukaryota, Metazoa, Chordata, Actinopteri, Cyprinodontiformes, Nothobranchiidae. The record is from RefSeq and is a predicted model, not a curated record.